This is a messenger RNA of Phalacrocorax carbo (great cormorant), 1332 nucleotides long. NCBI's taxonomy places the organism in Eukaryota, Metazoa, Chordata, Aves, Suliformes, Phalacrocoracidae. The record is from RefSeq and is a predicted model, not a curated record.
AUGGCUCUGCCCCAGCCCUGUGCAGCCAGAGCCAGCCCCAGCGCAUUGCUCCUCACCCUGCUGCCAGCCUGGCUGGCCUUGGGCAUCAUGCAGCUGCCCCUCCGCAGCACCCAGGAGUGCCUAAGCCAGCAGCAGGUGCUCAGCACAGUGCAGCAGAUGCAGAAGCUGCUGGCAGCACAGGAGGCUGCCUACCUGCGGGGCACAUGAGGUCUCCAGCAGCAGCUCUCCAUCCUCAUGAGCCGCCUCCAGAAACAGGCCACCAAAUGCAACGAGAUUUGUCCACAGCUGGCAGUGUCCCUGAAUGGACAGAUGCUGGGACAGAGCAUGUGGGUGGGCCAUGACGUUCACUUCAUCUGCAACCCUGGCUUCCGACUGGUGGGCUCAGAGACAUGCACCUGCUGGCACAACCGCAUGUGGAGCAGCACCCAGCCCUUCUGCAGAAGUAUUGAUGACUGCUCCAGCAACCCAUGUGCCGACAGUGGGACCUGUGUGGAUGGCAACCAGAGCUACAUGUGCCUCUGCCCCCAUGGUUGGUCAGGCCCCAGCUGCCAGAGCCCCAUCUAUGCCGCUAGGUACUGGGUGACGCUGAGCAAUGCCUCCUUCAGCCACCAGCCCCACUGUGCUGAGGGCCAUCCAGGCUCCCACCGCUGCAGCUGUGAUGCCAGCUUCCAGAUGCAAGCUGGUGGCAUGUGCCACGACAUGGACGAGUGCCAGCUCUUCCAAUCCAACCUCCAUACCCAGCUUUGCCUCCACAACAGCGUCAACCUCCCUGGCUCCUACCGCUGCCUCUGCCUCCCUGGCUACCUGCUCCAUGCUGACUGCAACGCCUGCGAGGAGGUGAAUGAGUGUGCUGGGAAGCAGCACAACUGCAUCUAGGGUGACCUCUGCAUCAACACCUUUGGGGGCCACUGCUGCAUGCGCCCCAAGUACUCCCCACGGUGCCACAACACCAGCUACAUCAAGACCUCCUCCUCAUGAUGCGAGAGGAACCCCUGCCCCAUGGAGAGCUGAGCCUGCCACCUGGCUGCCACCUCCAUCUCCUUCCACUACCUGCCACUCCAGGCCAACCACACUGUACCCCAUGCCCUCUUCAAGAUGUCUACUACCUGCUUUGUGGGUGACACCAGCACCACCACCAUGGGCGGCCAGGGCCAGGGUGUCUUCACUGUGCAGCGCUCCGACCGGCAGAUGGGAGAGCUGGUGCUCAACAGCCCUGUGGUAGGGCCAGCCACACUGGAGGUGGAGCUGGAGAUGAGUGAGUUAUCCAGCAAGGUCUUCCUGGGCAAGCACAUCUUCAAGGUCACAGUAUUUGUGUCCCCAUAUGAGUUUUGA